This is a messenger RNA of Pseudogymnoascus verrucosus, 180 nucleotides long. RefSeq lists its product as uncharacterized. The transcript has 2 exons. The coding region runs from base 1 to 180 and encodes 59 amino acids. The record is from RefSeq and is a predicted model, not a curated record. Lineage: Eukaryota; Fungi; Ascomycota; Leotiomycetes; Thelebolales; Thelebolaceae.
AUGGCGGACCCAAGGCCACAGACCCCAAUCCCAAGCUCAGACCCCGCCAAACCCCUACUCUACGAUGAGGAAUCACAAGAACCUAUCCCCCUCCCCGUCCGCAGCGGCAUCAAAACCAAACUCUCGGCCCGGGGCACCAUUAAGCUGCUUCUCAGCCUCUCGACCAUCGCCUUUUCUUGA